Messenger RNA from Cuscuta campestris, 1419 nucleotides. The record is from the annotation of a GenBank genome assembly. Lineage: Eukaryota; Viridiplantae; Streptophyta; Magnoliopsida; Solanales; Convolvulaceae.
GUUGGAGAAAGUAUACUACACCAGAAAAAAUGUCCCCAAAAAUCAGCUAUUCCGUAGAGCUGUGGAUGAUAAUUGGAGGCUGCUCUCUUGGUAUUCUCUUAACCGCAGCCGCGUGCAUUAUUUGCUACACAUGGAAGGAAUAUAAGAACUUGAGCUCACCAAAGUCACAAGUAAGCAAGAGGCAUAUCCGGCGGAAGGAAAGUUUCGGGGAAAAGAGUGGGAGCAGUGGUAUGAUAAUAUUUGAGGGUUAUACAAUGGAUUUUGACCUCGAGGAUUUGCUAAGUGCGUCCGCGGAGAUACUAGGGAAGGGUACAUCUGGUGUCGUGUACAAGGCAAAUGUAGAGGAUGCCACAACUGUUGUGGUGAAAAGAUUGAAGGAAGUGAGUGUUGGAAGGAAAGAGUUUGAGCAACAUUUGAUGGUUGUUGGGAGUAUAGUUCAUGAAAAUGUGGCCCCUCUAAGGGCUUACUUUUACUCCAAGGAUGAAAAGCUCAUGCUUUAUGAUUACUACACCCAAGGGAGUGCAUCUGCAUUGAUACAUGAAAAUAGGGGCGCGGGCGGGAGGAUUCCAUUAGAUUGGGAGACUCGGGUGCGGAUUGCAGUUGGUGCGGCUAGAGGCAUUGCCUGCAUUCACGGGCAAAGUGGAGGGAAGCUUGUUCACGGAAACAUUAAAUCAUCAAACAUUUUCCUCAACUCCAAACAUUACGGAUGCGUAUCAGACCUCGGGUUGGCGACGCUAAUAGCCCCAAUGACCAAACCUCUCACCCAAAGCGGAGGGUAUUGUCCCCCUGAAGUGACAGACACAAGGAAAGCCACACAGGCAUCUGACGUCUUUAGCUUCGGGGUCUUGUUGCUUGAACUCCUAACCGGGAGGUUCCCUCUCGUGAAGAAUGGGGAUGACAUUGUCCACAUAGUGAGAUGGGCCCACUCUGUGGUUCGUGAGGAAUGGACUGCUGAAGUGUUUGAUGUGGAGCUUUUGCGGGGCCCACACAGUGUGGAGGACGAGAUGGUGGAGAUGCUGCGGAUUGGGAUGGAUUGUGUCGUUCGGGUGCCAGACCAGAGGCCAAGAAUGGUUGAUGUGGUGAAGAUGGUGGAAAGCAUUAGAAGGGUGAAGCCUGGAAACCCGAAGACAUGUAGAGAUAAGAAAGUUGUACAAGAGCUCCCCAUAGACAUCCCAUAGCGCUAACAAUGCUAAGAGAACUCCAUUCUUGACACCAAAGAGCAAACACAAUGAUGCCUCAAAAGCAUAAAGCAAAAGGGCAAAGUUUGAAACCAUGUUAGCAAGAUUAUGAAGAGCUUUGUUGAUAUUAAGAAAAGACUAGCAAUGCUACAAAGAUUAAAAAGAGAUGGUCUAUUGAUUGCAAGUUUAAAAGAGCAUUAAACAAUAAGGAACUGACAUAGAAUGAAGGAGACAUAAUUGG